Trypanosoma theileri is the source of this 336-nucleotide messenger RNA. RefSeq lists its product as uncharacterized. Bases 1 to 336 code for a protein of 111 amino acids. The record is from RefSeq and is a predicted model, not a curated record. The transcript has a single exon. Lineage: Eukaryota; Euglenozoa; Kinetoplastea; Trypanosomatida; Trypanosomatidae.
AUGCAUUUCGCACGACGAUCCACGCACACACGCAGAGAAAAAAAAAAAGACUCCAUUCAAACAGUCGAAACAAUUCUCUGUCAAUAUUCUGUAACGCCUCAUCCCCGUUCUUUUCCCUACUUGAAGGAGGCGCUGUGUCCAAGUUCAAAUUUUAAAGUGGGGGUCUCUGGCGCCCAUUUGUUUCCGAUAAAUAAAACAAAAAAAAAAAAAAGAGAGAAUUUAUUUGUGCCGACGCGUCCGUUACACACUUGGGGUUUCGCCCGGACGAUUGCACUGCCCUCUAAACCCGCCCCCUGGGUCACACUCUUCAUUUGCGGUGAGGGGAUAACUGUUUAG